AUGACAAUGGAAAUGAAACUAGAUGCCUUAAAGGGACUGGACAAAGGAAAUAGUGUAAACAAAAUUACCAUGGAUUCAGAUGUUGUAUGGAUCACUUUGAUAGGGUGGAAAACGAAGAGGCCCAGAAUUGAGACUUGGCAUGUGAAAAGAGCAUGUACAGACAGUUUAAAGGAAAGAAAAAGUAUGAAAGGUGGUGAAUGCAAAAAAAGUGAGCGAGGCACUUUUUUUGUAUUUACCACCAAGAUUUUUGUAUUCAGGCAGGAAAGGGAACAGGGGACAACCAUUUCAGGACCAAUUUUACAAAAGAAAGCCCUAAAAUUUUAUGAUGAAUUUCAAGGAGAGCCUGGAUUUACAGUUAGUGCUGGCUGGCUCGAUAAAUGGGAAAAUCGUUACAACAUCAGGCAGUUAAACAUUUGUGGGGAAAAGCUAUCUGCUAACUUGGAAAAUGCUGCAAUAUUCAUGGAUAAUUUCCACAAACUAGUUAAAAAGGAGGGUAUGCCUGGAGAUCAAAUUUAUAACUGUGAUAAAACUGGUCUGAAUUUUCGAAUGCUACUUUUGAAAACACUGGCAUCCAGGGAAGAAACUUCAGCACCUGGCUAUAAAAGACACAAGGAGAGAAUAACAAUCUUGGCAAGCAUCAAUGCAACAGGCAGCUAA
This is a messenger RNA of Stegodyphus dumicola, 657 nucleotides long. Its product is annotated as jerky protein homolog-like. NCBI's taxonomy places the organism in Eukaryota, Metazoa, Arthropoda, Arachnida, Araneae, Eresidae. The record is from RefSeq and is a predicted model, not a curated record.